This is a messenger RNA of Papaver somniferum (opium poppy), 1300 nucleotides long. RefSeq names its product transcription factor DUO1. The coding region runs from base 94 to 1104 and encodes 336 amino acids. Lineage: Eukaryota; Viridiplantae; Streptophyta; Magnoliopsida; Ranunculales; Papaveraceae. The record is from RefSeq and is a predicted model, not a curated record. The transcript is spliced from 3 exons.
UAACCGUCGCUUGUCAAAAAGAAAAUUUAAAUUUUCUUUUUUUUAACAAAACCAAAAAUCAAAAUGUUGAAGUUUUGAAGAGAGAAAUAGCAAAUGAAGAAGAAGAGAGUAGAAUCAGGGUUUGGAAAAGAAAUGGAUGGAAUUAUAAGACAGAAUAAAAGAGAUAGAGAAGAUGGAGUAGUGAUGAGAAAAGGACCAUGGAUGGCUGAAGAAGAUGAAAUAUUAAUGGCUUAUGUUGAUAAGUAUGGACCAAGAGAUUGGAGUUCUAUACGUUCUAAAGGUCUUUUACCUAGAACUGGUAAAUCUUGUCGCCUUAGAUGGGUUAAUAAGCUUAAACCUGACUUGAAAACUGGGUGUAAAUUUUCAGCAGAAGAGGAGAGGAUUGUGAUUGAUUUGCAGGCACGAUUCGGGAACAAAUGGGCAAGAAUAGCGACGUAUCUGCAGGGAAGAACCGAUAACGAUGUCAAGAACUUCUGGAGUACCAGGCAGAAGAGAUUGGCAAGAAUUUUGCAGACACCAACCAUGUCCAAGUCACAGAAAAACAAUGGAAAAUUCCAUGGACUGCCUUCCUUAGAGCCUCCUAAUCUGUGUCCAACUACCAUGCAAGAAGAAUCGGCUUCAAUGAGUAAUUCUUGUCAACCUUCAAUGAGUAAUUCUUCUCAACCUUCUUGUUACAUGGGAAACAAUGUACCUAUCAAAAUGGUGGCAUUACCAGAUUUAGUGAAACAAAACAAUCUUAACAAUAUGGAAAUUUUACCCGAACUUGAGCUCCCUUCAACAACUGAAACAAAACCAUUCAGUGAUCAUCCGCAGCCACUGCAAUUCUCUUUUCCACAACUUCCUGAACCAGAACUAGACAUUCCGCUCUUAUCAGAAAAUCAAAACCUCGAUUUGGAUGUGUUUGGUCGUGGAGAAAUUUCUGAACCUGAAAACGGCUCACACUUCCCUUUAGAUUUACCCUUUUUUGGGUUAGGAAAUGCCGACAGAGACUUGGUGAAGGGGAGCAGCAUAAACACUGAAACCCCAGAUAGUUUCUUCGACGAUUUUCCACCAGACAUGUUCGAUUAUAUGGAACCGCCACUCCCUAGCUCAUUCCACUGGUGAUUUAGUAAAGUUUGUUAUUGUGCCUGUGUAAGAAACACUGCUUUGUUAGUUUUUGUAGUAAGCAUUUGAUGUUUCUAACUGCUUCCAGUUUUAGAUUCUGUACCGAUAGCUUUGCAUUUCCUUCAGAUUAGUAAUAGACUGAGAAUAGACAUCUCUUUAUUUUAUUCAGCAGUAGCAGAAACGAUUCUUGUGGGGA